GUUGUUCCGUCUACCGCCGAAAGAGAGGAGAAAAACGUCGACCAAUCAGCAACGAGCAAACAGUCGGUGCCGCUCUAUAAAAAUCCCCGUAGUAGCGUGCUUAAGUUUAAGUUUGAAUCCAACCGAGCAUCCGUUCGCAGCAGCAGCAGCUUUCACCUUGUAGCGAGAAACGAAGAGAAAUAAACAGUAGUGUCUAGUGUAGUCGGCAGCAUUCGUCAUUUCUACUGCAUGUCCAUUGGUGUCCCGGAGAGCAGCGUCAAACCCCCCAGCUCUUUUCAGAGCUCCUGAGUUUAGAACUUCGAUUGACGCUAGCCAACUCCGUUCGCUCCCGCCCAGUACAGUCCACUUCGCCUUGACAAAACCAGUUCAGAAGGAACAUCAAUUUGGUCCGUCACGAACCGGAUCACGAGCCAUUCCGAAGCAACCGUUCCCGUUGAGUGGAAACUGACGUGCUACGACACACAAACUGUACCCAACCAAAACGAAAAAACUGCUUCUGCUGCUACGCUUGCGACUCGACGCGGAGCAUUUAGAACGAACGUGUUUGAACGUGCACGAGUGAGAAGUGCGUUUUCGGAAAAAAUACGUUUUGUUGUGGUUUCGAGAUUUGAAAUACGCCGCGUAGUGAGUGAGGUGUCAUAAAUGGCACCAGAAGACGCUGAAGAAAACCAGCAAGCGAACCCUAUCCCUAGGUCGCCAAUUAGCAGUUCCGGUUCAUUUCACGGCUUCGAGUGGGAAGCAGCAAUGGAUCCUGAAUCUGCAAAACAGUGGCAGGGAAUAUCCAGGCAACGUGAACAAGUGAAGCAAAAGAUUGUGCGCAUUCGGCGUUCUCUCAUUAGUGGAAAGCCACCGACUUUGGCGCAACUGACAAAUAUGUCCAAGCACCUGUCCGUUGUGUACACCGAGUACAGCGGAUUCCACAGCAAAGGACUGGCGCUUCUUCCAGAUGAUGCGCUGGACGAGCAAGAACAUGAAUAUGCCAACUUUGAAGAUCUCUACAACAACGUUACCGAUGCCGUGCAGGAGUUGUUGCUGGAAGCACAAGCAAACGCGGCCACUCCAUCGCCGACAACCGUCCAUAACCCGCAGGUGGUCGUCCAGCAGCAGCCGCUCAGCGCACCAAUUCCAACAUUCGAUGGCAAUUACUCUGGGUGGCCUAAAUUCAAAGCUGUCUUCCAGGAUUUGAUGGCCCAUUCGGGGGAUACAGACGCCAUAAAACUGUAUCACCUCGAUAAGGCACUCAUCGGAGAUGCAGCUGGUGUAUUGAAUACCAAGAUCCUUAGUGAAGGGAAUUAUCAACAAGCUUGGGACAUUUUGGAGGAUCGCUACGAAAACAAGCGGGUUCUCGUAGAAACCCACAUCCGUGGUCUGUUUUCACUACGAGACAUGUCAUCGGAGACCCAUAAGGAGCUGAGAGGUCUGCUAACCGAAGUUACUCACCACGUCGAGAGUCUGAAGUUCCUCCAGCAGCAGAUCACUGGCGUUUCGGAGCACAUGAUUGUGUAUCAGAUCGUCUCCGCGCUCGACAAAUCGACCCGCAAAGCCUGGGAAGGGAUCCAGAAAAAAGGACAUCUUCCCAAAUACGAACCAACCAUUGCCUUCCUGAAGUCCAGGUGCCAAAUCCUCGAGAAUUGUGAGGCGGCAUUCCAGACUAGCAAAUCCAGCUCGAAACAGAAGCAAGCUCUUCCACCAUCGAAGAUCCAUCCGCAAAAGAGCCAUGCAGCAUCGACCAGCCCAUCCCAACUGACGAACUUGUGUGAAAUUUGUGGUGGUUCUCACCGCAACCACCAGUGCUCGGCCUUGUCCAACCUUACUCCUGCCCAAAAGAAUGAGAAGAUACGAACUGCUGGAGUCUGCUUCAACUGCUUGCGCAAAGGGCAUCGAUCCAAGGACUGCCCUUCCGACAAAUCGUGCCACAAGUGUCAACGCCGACACCACACGUUGCUCCAUGAUGAUGGGGCACCCCGCUAUGAGAAGAAGUCCAACGUUUCCGCGGAAGCAGUGGCAAGCCCGCCUCUGGUUCCGGCUGCUCCGAAUCAACCGAUGUCGGUGCAGACGAUUCCUGUCCCAGUGGAUCCACCAGUGUCAACAACCUGUUCGUCGAAUGUUGUCUCAUUUCCCAAGACGGUACUGUUGCUGACCGCAGUGGUACAUGUCUUGGAUAAAGAUAACCAGCCAUAUCCGUGCCGGGUACUUUUGGACAGUGGCUCCCAAGUCAACUUUGUAACCGAAGAGAUGGUUAAUCGCCUAGGCCUCCCAAAGAAACCAGCCAACGUUCCGAUCGUGGGAAUCAACGCCCUACGGUCCCUCGCCCGAGACAAGGUGGUGGUCAGGUUCCAGUCCCGUGUAUCCAAUUUCCACGCAAGCCUCGAGUGUCUGGUUACCCCGAGAUUCCACAGUCCGGAUAAGGUGGACUUGCUGAUCGGUGGGGAGUUAUUCUUCGAUAUCCUGAAACCUGGUCAGCUGAGCCUAGCCGAAGGUCUUCCACAAUUGCGAGACACUUAUCUGGGGUGGAUCGUAGCAGGUGCCAUCAAUGAUCAGCUCGUGUCAAACGUGUCGCUCCAAUCCAAUACAGCCGUUGAAGACAUUGAGAAAAGGAUGCACCGGUUCUGGCAAGUCGAGGAGGUGCCGGACGUUCCCAAGCUGUCGACCGAGGAAGCAGCAUGCGAAGCCCACUUCCUUUCCACAUACCAACGUGACGAAACUGGAAGAUUCAUCGUGAAACUGCCGUUCAAGGACAAUCUUCUCCAAUUGGAUAACUGUCGCAGUCUAGCUUUGAAAAGAUUCCUGAUGUUGGAAAAGCGAUUAAUCCGCAAUCCCGAGCUGCAGGCUCAGUACGUGAACUUCAUCCGGGAGUACGAAGCUCUCGGCCACUGCACCGAGAUCAACGAGUCUGAAGAUCCACCCAACAAGCAAACCUACUAUUUGCCGCAUCAUGCAGUGUUACGUCCGUCCAGCUCGAGCACGAAAUGUCGAGUCGUGUUCGACGCAAGUGCAAAGUUGUCGCCAUCGGAACUCUCCCUGAACGAUGUACUGCAAGUUGGUCCAGUAGUACAGAACGAUCUGCACCAUAUCGCGCUACGGUUCCGAAAAUUCAAGGUUGCCAUCACCGGAGACAUCUCUAAAAUGUACCGUCAAAUACUCAAAGCCCUGUUGGAUCGUAGUUUCCUUCGAAUCUUUUGGAGAGAGCACCCAUCGUUACCCCUACGAGUCCUGGAACUCUGUACCGUUACGUACGGUACGGCAUCGGCACCAUAUCAAGCAACCAGGUGUUUGCUGAAGCUCGUCGAAGAGGAUGGUGAGAACUUUCCUGUCGCCGCUCGUAUUGUGAAAGAAGAAACGUACAUGGACGAUGUACUCUCCGGUGCAGACUCGGUGGAGGACGCUAUCGAGGCUCAACAACAGCUGAAGCAGCUCCUUGGACAAGGAGGUUUCCCCAUACACAAGUGGUGUUCAAAUUCACCGGAAUUCUUAGAGCAUAUUCCCGUGGAGGAUCAAGAAAAAAGGAUCACGUUGGAAGAGCAUGGAGUGAAUGAAGCCAUCAAGGUGCUUGGUUUACUCUGGGAUCCCUCUGCAGACUCGAUACUCAUAGCCUAUCGUCCAAAUCCAACAUUGCAUCCGCAACGGCCUACGAAAAGAACGAUGUACUCCGAGAUCGCCAAGUUUUUUGACCCCCUGGGACUGGUUUCACCGGUCAUUGUUUUGGCGAAGCUUCUAGCGCAGAAAUUGUGGCAGCUUAAGUCCGGGUGGGACGACCCGGUUGACGAAGAAAUCGCACAGCAGUGGCGACAACUCCAAGAUUCCUUGUCGCAUCUUCACGAGAUCGAGAUCCCAAGGCGCGUGACGAUGGACAACGUGGUCGCCUACGAGCUGCACGGCUUCUCUGAUGCCUCCAACAAGGCUUAUGGAGCCUGCAUCUUUUUGCGAAGUAUUUUUGGCAAUGGCUCGGCGAAGCUUCGCCUCCUCACCAGCAAAUCGAAACUGGCUCCCCUAAAAGAGCUGUCCAUCCCACGAAAGGAAUUGUGCGCCGCUCUCCUACUAACCCGGUUGGUACAGAAGGUGUUACCAGCCUUGGAUAUGACUUUCCGUGAAAUAGUCCUGUGGUGCGACAGUACGGUAGUCCUCGCUUGGAUUAAGAAACCUCUCAACCAGCUACAGUUGUUUGUACGGAAUCGAAUCGCAAUUAUACAAGAGCCUACCAGUAAGUACCGGUGGGAGUAUGUCCGGUCCCAACAGAACCCAGCAGACAUCGUAUCCCGAGGUCAACUAGUUGAAUCCCUGAAGCACAACAGCCUUUGGUGGAAUGGGCCCGAAUUCCUGCAAAGAGUUGAGUACUACGUAGAUGCCCCUGAAGACGUUCCAGACGAGAAGCUACCGGAACUUAAGGCCUUGGUAGCAGGGCCAGAUGUGAGUAUGGACUUCCUAUCUUUUCUUCCAAAGCUCAGUAGCUUCCGCAAAAUCCAAAGAGUUGUGGGCUAUGUCCUGCGAUUCACUGCCAAUUGUCGGAAAAAGGACCCGACCAAUCGAGAGAUAAAGCCCCAUCUGACCGUCCGUGAGUUACGCCGCUCAUCUGAAGUCAUCAUGCAAGUUUUGCAGAAGGCACAUUUCUCCGACGAGAUUAAGCUAAUUCUGGCAAACAAACCCUGCAAGAGACUCGGAGGUCUUCGUCCAAUUUACCACGACGGACUGCUUCGAGUAGGUGGUCGGUUGGACCGCUCCCAAUUACCAUUCGAAAGUCGCCAUCCAAUCAUUCUGCCAGAUAAGGAUCCGGUAGUACGACUACUAAUUCAACAAAUGCACGUCGAGCUCCUUCACGUCGGGCAAACGGGCCUGAUGAACGCCAUGAGACAACGUUAUUGGUUGCUGAACGCAAGAUCCACCAUCCGAUUAACCACACGCCGGUGCGUGAGAUGCUUCCGGACAAAUCCUACCACUCCCAACCAAUUGAUGGGAAACCUGCCAGUAUCGAGAGUAGUGCCGUCGCCCCCCUUCGCUGUGACCGGCGUGGAUUACGCCGGGCCUUUCUGGACCAAGCAAGGCACACGUCGUCCAACUUUGGUGAAGUCAUACGUGGCCGUUUAUGUUUGCAUGGCAACCAAAGCCGUCCAUUUGGAGGGCGUCUCCGAUUUGAGUACCGAUGCCUUCAUGGCGUCCCUUCGACGAUUUAUUGCUCGCCGUGGAAUGGUCCAAGAAAUCCAUUCGGACAACGCAACCAAUUUUCGUGGUGCUCACCACGAAUUGAACAACCUUUACCAGCAGUUUUGUGACCAACACGCCGUGGACACCAUCGAAUCUUUCUGCCGCAAUCAUGAGAUUGAGUGGAAUUUCAUUCCACCCGACGCACCCGAGUUCGGUGGUUUGUGGGAGGCAGCCGUGAAGUCGGCCAAAACCCAUUUGAAGCGGGUAGUCGGCAAUACGAAUCUAACGUUCGAGGAAUUGUGUACUAUCCUGUCAGAAAUCGAGGCCGUCUUGAACUCCCGACCAUUGUUCGCAAUUUCCAACGACCCGGCGGACCCGCUGGUGAUAACUCCAGCGCAUUAUUUGAUUGGACGACCGCUGAUCGCCCCAGCUGAACCUUCCCUGGAGAACGUCAAAGCAUCCCGCUUGACACGGUGGCAACAUCUCCAACUUAUGCGCGAGCAAUUCUGGCGUGCCUGGAGCCGGGAUUAUUUGAAUACCUUGCAGCCUCGGAAGAAAAAUCGACAAGAGAAGCCGAACAUUCGGGAAGACAUGAUCGUGUUGCUUCACGAUCGUAACCAACCACCACUCAACUGGAAGUUAGGUCGCAUCGUAGCCGUCUAUCCUGGAACCGACGGCCUGGUCCGAGCAGUUGAUGUCUUCGUGAAUGGAACCACGUAUCGACGUCCCAUCAAUAAGGUGUCCAUUCUGCCCAUCGAGGAUAAUGAUCCCCAUCAAAGCCCUCCGACUUCCAAAAGCAAAGUUGAGGUAUCCUUCGUUGUGCCUUUCCAACGAUUGGGUCAACCCGUGUCCAGCAGUAGCCGGGUCGAGACUCUUCCAAGUGCACAUUCGUCGUUGAGGUAUCCUUCACUGCGUCCUUCCAACCCGUCUAGCCACCUAGUCAACCCGUGUCCAGUAGCAGUCGCGCGGAGACUCUUCCGAGUGCCUAUUCAUCGUAGCAAGGUUGAGGUUGCCCUCGCUGCGGCCUUCCAACCUGUCGCAGACACCAGUUCAACCCCUGUCCAGCAGCAGACGGGCCGAGAAUCUUGCGAGUGUCCAAUCAUUGAACCGAUAAUAUGGGAUUGUCUCAACUAA
Messenger RNA from Ochlerotatus camptorhynchus, 6273 nucleotides. RefSeq lists its product as uncharacterized. The record is from RefSeq and is a predicted model, not a curated record. NCBI's taxonomy places the organism in Eukaryota, Metazoa, Arthropoda, Insecta, Diptera, Culicidae. Bases 643 to 6273 code for a protein of 1876 amino acids. Gene Ontology annotation, biological process: proteolysis; DNA integration. Gene Ontology annotation, molecular function: nucleic acid binding; aspartic-type endopeptidase activity; zinc ion binding. The transcript has 3 exons.